AUGUCUAAGGUAAAGCAGCUCGAAGAAGAACCGGUUAACUCUGAUCUUGAGGAAGAUGAAAUUGCAAAUGACUGGUCUGAAAUAGCAAAACUGUCAGCAACAAAAUAUGCUGCAGUACUCCCGAAAAGAGGUGAGAAGGAAUACGAACCUGAUGGAACAAAUAUUCAGGAGUUGCUAGUUUACAGGGCAAGACGAGCAAUGUUUGAUGCUUUAACUCAUUCUCCAAGAGGUGCUGUGCUGAAAUCACAGAUCAAAGCGUAUUAUCUACCUGAUAUACAUAAAGCAAUCCUCCCCAAUCCAAAAGGUAACUUCAUGCAGACAAUGGGCUAUGCUGAUUCAUCAGGUGCACUUUACUUACAGUUCUAUGAAUUUGUUUAUUUGGCAGAGAGAGGCACCAUUACACCAUACAUCCAUUCAGGUUCCAUAUCAGUGGAAUAUCGCGAUAUACCUCUGAGUGUGGAAGAUAUGUAUGCUCUUUUUAACUCCCAAAAUGAACUUGAUAAUUAUUCAGUCUACUCACACUUGAAGAGAUUGGGAUUUAUUGUACAAGCAACGGAUAUGAGCACUUCAGCUAAAGCAAGUUUCUUUCCUACUUCUGUCAAAAAGGCUCGUUUAAACGUCACGCCGCAGAUAUAUUCACAUCUAACGUCUUUCUUCAAAACCCAUUCCUUGACUUUUUUCAAUCAUAUCUUUUAUACUCCCUAUAUUGAUGCUUUUAAAAGAAAUAUUGGUGCCAUUCCAUUAUAUAAAUCGCUUAACAAGCUCAUAACGUGCUACGAUGUACCAAAGACGAUAGAAGCUAUACGAAAAGAGCAUUCAACAGAAAGAAGUAGAGAAACUGAACAGUUUUUGAGAAUUGCCUUCGAUGUGUGGAAGCCACAAGUUAAUUUCAAGAAGAAGAGUCCAGAAUUACCUGACUUUCAAGUGGUAGUGUACAACAAAAACAUAGCAUCGCAACACUUCCCAAACUAUAGCGACUUCAAAACAAUAUUCAACUCUCUUGAUUAUAAAUUUGAUUUUUUGAAAAUACCUGAUGACGUUGACAGUAAUGAAGUUGAAUGGUGGGAUUCUAAUACAUAUAAUGAGGGGAUUCCAAGGUACAUGUAUUUGGCGUCUACAAAAUCGAAGCAUUCCAAGAAGCCAUCUUCUCAACAGGAUAUAAAGAUUGAACGAAAAAUGAAGAGGCAGAAGCCCAAGAAGAGUAUUUCCCCACGGCUACAACAAAUGAGAGACCUGAAAAAUGGGUAUCGCAGCUUUCUGCUGGCUGUUAUGGAUAAUGGUAUAAUAAGUUUCGUCAAAAUCGUGGAAGCAGACUUUGGUUCACAAAACGUGUGGUAUUCACCAAAGCAAAACAAAAAGAAGUGA
This is a messenger RNA of Kazachstania africana CBS 2517, 1365 nucleotides long. It is a transcript of the gene SEN54, whose product is annotated as tRNA splicing endonuclease subunit SEN54. The transcript has a single exon. The record is from RefSeq and is a predicted model, not a curated record. Bases 1 to 1365 code for a protein of 454 amino acids. Gene Ontology annotation, biological process: tRNA-type intron splice site recognition and cleavage. Gene Ontology annotation, cellular component: tRNA-intron endonuclease complex. NCBI's taxonomy places the organism in Eukaryota, Fungi, Ascomycota, Saccharomycetes, Saccharomycetales, Saccharomycetaceae.